Messenger RNA from Aspergillus nidulans FGSC A4, 2397 nucleotides. RefSeq names its product protein hsf1. Gene Ontology annotation, cellular component: nucleus. Gene Ontology annotation, biological process: regulation of DNA-templated transcription. Lineage: Eukaryota; Fungi; Ascomycota; Eurotiomycetes; Eurotiales; Aspergillaceae. Gene Ontology annotation, molecular function: DNA-binding transcription factor activity; sequence-specific DNA binding. The record is from RefSeq and is a predicted model, not a curated record. Bases 1 to 2397 code for a protein of 798 amino acids. The transcript is spliced from 2 exons.
AUGAGCUCUCAAGGAAUAACCCGCAAGAGACCUGCCCCCGGCACAUCGCCUGCCGUCCACCCUCAGCUGGGCCAACUCCCGAACUACCCCCCAACCUCCGGAUCCCCCUUGUCUAAUGACCAAUUCCUACAAUGGGGUCAGAAUCCAUCUCCGAACACCGUGGCCCCAGGAUCCUUUCCGGACGCGAACACCUACAACACCGGUGCUUUACCCGCAUCAGCCCAUGACAUCUCCGGUGUUUCUACCGCAAACAAUCAAGUCGCACGUAGAACACCUUCGACACAAAUAGUGAAUCGAAGCCGCAGUUAUGAACAGCCCCCUGCACCUCUUUCAGACCCUAGUAAUGUGCCCAGCGAGCCUGGUGGUUGGUCCGAGAGCUUGGAGGAACUCUACAAACGCGCGCUGGCUGCGAAAAGGGAGGCACAAGCCAAGAGAAAGCAGAUCCCACCAUUUGUACAGAAGCUGAGCAGUUUCCUUGAUGAGUCGAAGAACACCGACCUUAUCAGAUGGUCCGACGACGGAAAUUCAUUUAUUGUGCUAGAUGAGGACGAGUUCGCCAAGACGUUAAUCCCAGAGUUGUUCAAACACAAUAACUAUGCCUCUUUCGUUCGACAGUUGAACAUGUAUGGUUUUCACAAGAAAGUUGGUCUGUCUGAUAAUUCGAUGCGUGCCAGCGAGAGGAAAAACAAAAGCCCUAGUGAAUAUGCCAACCCUUAUUUCAAACGUGGGCACCCUGACCUGCUUUGGCUCAUCCAGAAGCCCAAGAACACAGCUGGACAAGGAACGAAGUCCGGCAAAGGUUAUGUGCGCGUGAAGACGGAGGAUGCUGAAAACGAAAAUGAAGAUUUCGGUGAUGAGAAUGCUGGGGCAUCACGCGACGAUGGUGCCCGUAACCGACAGUUAUCUUUGGUUGCACAGCAACCAUCAUUGCCAAAGGAUCAGUUCGCGACUGUCUACCGAGAACUGCAAGCAAUCCGUCAACAGCAGCAAAUUAUCUCCAGCACAAUAAACAAACUGCGCAGGGAGCAUGAACAACUCUAUGCACAGGCUGCAAAUUUCCAAGAACAACACACUCGUCACGAGAACUCGAUCAACGCCAUACUUACUUUUCUCGCCACCGUAUACAACCGUAGCCUCCAAGGCCAAGAGGGCCAGAACCUAGCGAAUUCCUUCGCCGGUGCGAUUUCACAGGAUCAGGGUAAUGUUGUCGAUAUGGGGGAUGGCUAUUCCUUCGGCCCACUAGGCGCUCCCUCGAUGAAUAGUCCUGGCGGCCCGCGUUCGAUGAAAAAGCAACCGUUGCUGCUCAAGGCUCCUCCGGGGUCAGAGCGCCAUGGCCGUGCAGCGACGCUCUCGCCUGCUGCAACUGCUUACGACCGCUCACAAUCUCGCAACAAUUCGCGGCAGACUUCCACUUCCCAGUCCGGGCAAGUUGAGGAGGUUUUCGACAACAAUAGCCCGCGAUCAAAAGAGACUUCAUCUUCCCAAGCUCAGCAAUAUCCGCAGCGCGACAUCAUGUCCGUCAUUCAGAACGCCAAUGCGCGAAAUGGGAUUCCAACCUCUUACAGUGAUUUUCCUAACGUGCUAUCGUCGCUCGAAACCUCUAAUGGUAAUGUCCCACUUACUUCCAAUCAACGUGCAGAUAUGCUUCGUCUCAUGGCCAACGAGUCCGGCACAAAUGACUCUGGCGUCACGGUGUCCCAGAACAACGCUCUGAUAAGUCCAGUACCGCCCCCAAUGCCGAACAAUUACUCAGCGCGUCUUGCCGACACUCGGUCUGAAAUUGAUAACCUGAUGAAAAUGCAAGCCGAGCAGGACCGUUCUGUUCAAAACUUGACCAACCUGCUACAGCCACUUAGUCCAAGCGGUACAAUUCCUGGUAUCGGCUCCGAUGGAACUAUCCCUCCUCCACCCCUUGAAUUAGACCAGAUCUUCAACAAUGAUUACUUUACCGACUUUGGGGACUAUGAUCAACAAAACAGGGCAAACGUAGACCUCGGCGACUCAACGGGUGCUGGCCAAGCACCCCCCUCGACCGAACCUCCUGCACCACCAGAUGACAUAGCCAUCAAACACGACGGAAACGAUUUGUUUGAUUUCGACCAUCUAGCUGGCGAGGGCGAACUCUUUGCUGGAACAAACAAUCAAUCGAGCCCCGGGUACUUCCCACAAUUCGACAGCGGCUACGGCCAUUCCGCAGCUAACACAACUGGUGCAAGUACAGGCGUUAGCGGUUCCGGAAGGGUCGUGGAAACCCUCACUGAUAGCGAAUCCACCAGCCCAAGCAAUACGGUUGAUGAUCCGACCCAUUACAGUGCGGACGUGUUUGACGCUGGGGACGGAUCUCAAGGAGGCAAGAGUAGUAGCGGUGGAGGCUCAAAGCGACGAAGGAAAGCUUGA